UAUUGAAUGUUUCAGUGAUGACCUGUGAACCUCCGAUGAAUCCGACCAUCGGCAGCUUCCGUCCGGUCAAAGACGCGUAUGAAUACAGAGAGGUGAUCCAGUUCUCCUGUCCUGCACCUCUCACCCUGAACGGAUCGAAGACUCUGUCCUGCUCAGAGACCGGGGUCUUUCAGCCGGCCGCCCCGGAGUGUGUCAAGGUUGAAUGUAAGGAGCCAGUUGUUGAGUUCGGUCGUUGGGAGUCUGGGUCGCGGGGCCCCUACACUUACAAGGCUACCGUCACGUUCAAGUGCAACGAGGGGUACAGGAUGACAAAUUCUCCCACCAUAAUCUGUGGGAUCAACGAACAGUGGGAGCCUGAACUCCCAAAAUGUGAAGGUGAGUCUCAAAGAAAAUCCUCAGAGAUAUUAAACCUGUGGAGUUUCAAUUAG
Notothenia coriiceps (black rockcod) is the source of this 428-nucleotide messenger RNA. RefSeq names its product membrane cofactor protein-like. The record is from RefSeq and is a predicted model, not a curated record. Lineage: Eukaryota; Metazoa; Chordata; Actinopteri; Perciformes; Nototheniidae. The coding region runs from base 18 to 428 and encodes 136 amino acids. The transcript has 2 exons.